AUGUCUAUACCACAAGUCGACGAACAAUACCUGACUAAUUUAGCCGUCUUAUUAAAGCAAACCAUAGAUCCUAAUACCAGGAAAACAGGCAGGCAUACACUUACUUUUGUUCUUUACUUCCUCUUGGAUAAAUGCUCACAUUCCUUACAUUCUUGUCUAAUAGCUGAAGCAAAUUUGGCGACAGCUCAAAAUGAACAACCUAACUUUGUUAUUGCCAUUCUGAGACUUGUAGCAGCUGAAGGUGCUGAACAAGUAGUUCGCCACGCCUCGGCUUUAUACUUUAAAAAUUACAUUAAACGAAACUGGGUACCGGAAGAUGAAGAGUCCAAUAGACUUUCUGACGAAAACAGAGCAUGGAUAAAAGCAAAUAUUAUUGAUGUAUUGGUUGGCAUUCCGAAUUAUCUCCAAUUACCAUUGAUCGACUCCGUAACCAUAAUAGCUGAGAAUGAUUUUCCACAUCAAUGGGAGAAUUUAAUUCAGCAAUUGAUCAGUAAAUUCAAUACUGAAAAUUUUGCACAAAAUAACGCUGUAUUGGAAACAAUUCAUUCGAUAUUCAAAAGAUAUCGAUAUGAAUUUCGCUCCGACAAGUUGUACACGCAAAUUAAUAUCGUGUUAGAUCAAAUUUGUGAACCAUAUUUUCAACUGUUUAAGGCCACAGAUUUACUAAUCACACAACAUGCUAAUGAUGGUUCAAUUCUUGGUGUCCUGACACAAACGCUACUUCUCUUAACAAAAAUUUUUUACGAUCUCAAUUGUCAAGAUCUACCGCCAUUUUUUGAAGAUAACAUCAAUGAAUUCAUGGACGUGUUUCAUAAUUAUUUAACAUAUUCAAAUCCUUUGUUGGAAUCGCAAGAUGAAGAUGAAACUGGCCCAUUAGAGAAAAUAAAAUCAUCUAUAUGUGAGAUUGUGUCACUUUAUACCGGAAAAUAUGAAGAUACAUUCACCAUGCUACCGAAAUUCGUUCAGACAAUAUGGACACUAUUGACCACCACUAGCUUGCAGCAGAAAUAUGACAUUCUUGUUAGUAAAGCCAUGGGUUUUCUAACUACAGUAGUAAGGUUAGAAAGAUAUCGAACGCUCUUUCAAAACGAAGAAACUCUCCAGCAGUUCUGUGAGAGGAUUAUUCUUCCCAAUAUGUCUUUGAGAGAAUCGGACGAAGAAUUAUUCUCCGAGGAUCCAAUCGAGUAUAUCAGAAGAGAUCUCGAAGGGUCAGAUAGUGAUACUCGCCGAAGAGCUGCGACUGAUUUCGUGCGCGGGUUAAUGAUUCUCUAUCUGCAACCAAUUACUCAAAUUGUCAAUAAUUAUAUUGGUGCCUAUCUCCAGCGUUAUAAAGAAAAUCCUUCCCUUUGGAAAGACAAGGACACGGCGAUCUAUCUUUUAACAUCGAUAGCCGCCCAAGGAACUGCUACAAAACAUGGAGUGACCCAAGUUAACAUGCUAUUGGAUGUUGUGGAUUGGUUCUCCAAAAAUGUUUUACCAGAUUUCCAGACCCCUGUUGAUUCGGAACCUGCUGUAUUGAAAGUUGAUGCAAUUAAAUAUCUUUAUACCUUUAGAAAUCAGAUGUCCAAGGAACAACUAGUUGCUGUAUUGCCAGCCCUCAUUAAGCAUCUCUCCUCUACCAAUUAUGUCGUUCAUACAUAUGCAGCCAUAGCAAUUGAACGCAUAUUAUUUACCCCUGCCGAUAUUGACGAAUAUGUUCAGACUAUCUUGGUGAGCUUAUUUAGAUUGAUUGAAGCUGGAACGACACCUGAAACUCUGGCCGAAAAUGAUUAUUUAAUGAAAGCGAUAAUGCGAGUGAUUUUCACUUCUCGUGAACGAAUUUCAAACCUUGCACCGGAAGUGAUCGAACAUUUGAGUAGAAUAUUGAGCCAAAUCAGUAAGAAUCCGAGUAAUCCCCGGUUCAAUCAUUACGUAUUUGAAUCGAUCGGUGGAUUGGUGAGGUGUGAAAAUUUCAAAAACAAUCUUGCUUUAGUGACACAAUUUGAGAGCGUUUUGUUCCCACCAUUUGACCAAAUUCUUCGUCAGGAAGUUACUGAAUUUAUUCCGUACGUCUUUCAAAUAUUAUCCCAAUUACUUGAAUGUCAUACGGAACAUGAUUUACCACAAAUGUAUCGCGAUAUGCUGCCAGCUAUUCUCAUGCCUAAUAUCUGGAGUUCUAGUGGCAACGUUCCAGCUUUAGUUCGUUGGCUCCAGGCAUAUCUUUAUCGUGGCGCUUCCUCUAUAGCCACACAAAAUCAACUUGUCCCAAUAUUAGGAAUAUUUCAAAAACUACUGGCUUCUAAAUUAAAUGAUCAAUAUGCGCUAGACUUAUUGACCACGAUAGUAGAAUAUAUUUCUACUGUAAAUUUGGAUCAGUAUAUGCAAGCUAUUAUAUCAUUGCUGAUGAAAAAGCUUUCCACGAUCAAGAGUGAAAAAUUCACGAUACGCUUUAUAAAUUUCCUGUGUUAUUUCGUUGCCUUGAAUAAAGAGGGAGCCGGACCAGACUAUAUUAUUAACGCUUUUGAUAGUAUUCAACCAGGAUUAUUCUUGCAAGUUUUAACUUCCAUUGUGAUCCUCAAUCUGCAAAAAGUUCAAGGUCAGAUUGAACGACAUAUAUGUGCGGUGGCAUUGACGCGUUUAUUGACACAAAGCAAUACAAUGUUAUCACCUAGUUAUAUUGAACAAUGGUCAAGCAUUUUAACUGCGGUGAUCAAGUUAUUUGAGGCUCCAGUCGAAAUCAAGAAAAAUGGAAUCGAGGAAGAACAAGAAGAAUACAUCGAUUUCGAAUUAGAAGAAGAAACAGAAUUCAAAGCCGCUUUCAAUAAGCUGGUUACUGCUAGUAGGUCGAAACGGGAUCCAACUGGCAUACCUAACGCACGUGAAUUUCUGGCGCGCUCGGUGUAUACACUAAGCCAGACUCAUCCUGGAAGGAUAAGUGAAAUUGUCAAUAAAGAAAUUCCGCAAGAAUGUGCCCUGUAUUUGAAUCAGUAUAUGAUAAAUGCGGGUGUUGGGACAUUAGGUUGA
This is a messenger RNA of Ambispora gerdemannii, 3003 nucleotides long. Lineage: Eukaryota; Fungi; Glomeromycota; Glomeromycetes; Archaeosporales; Ambisporaceae. The record is from the annotation of a GenBank genome assembly.